Molecule: messenger RNA, 923 nt
Organism: Solanum lycopersicum (tomato)
Lineage: Eukaryota; Viridiplantae; Streptophyta; Magnoliopsida; Solanales; Solanaceae
Product: probable glutathione S-transferase
Biological process (GO): glutathione metabolic process
Cellular component (GO): cytoplasm
Molecular function (GO): glutathione transferase activity
Source: RefSeq, a predicted model, not a curated record
UUAAAGAAGAAAAAUACUUAUGCUUGGCCAACAAGAAUUUUUUUAAAAAAUUUCUCACGAUUAUAAGAACAAGAACAAAUCAUAAGACUAAACCAAACCAUCAUUAAAAAAAAUACAUUCUUUGAAAUACAAAAAUGGUAGAUGAAGUUAAGUUGCUUGGUGUUAGUGGCAGUUCUUAUAGUCGUCGAGUUGAAUGGGCUUUGAGAGUUAAAGGAGUGAAAUAUGAAUUUAUAGAAGAAGAUCUACAAAACAAAAGCCCUCUACUUCUUGAAUCGAAUCCCGUCCUUAAGAAAAUCCCAGUACUAAUUCACAAUGGAAAGUCCAUUUGUGAGUCUAUGGUGAUUGUUGAAUACAUUGAUGAGACAUUUGAAGGCCCGUCCAUUUUGCCUAAAGACCCUUAUGAUCGAGCUAUUGCACGUUUCUGGGCUACGUUUCUUGAUGGAAUGUGCUUGGAUGCAGUGAGGAAAGGUCUAUGGAGCAAAAGAGAGGAAAAAGAGAAAAACAUACAAGAAGAAGCUUAUGAGAUGCUAAAAAUUGUUGACAAUGAACUUAAGGACAAGAAGUUUUUUAGUGGAGAUAAAAUUGGAUUUGUUGAUGUUGCUGCAAAUUACAUCCCAUUUUGGGUUGAAAUUGUUGAAGAAGCUACUGGAAAUGUGUUGAUUACAAGUGAAAAGUUUCCUAAUUUGUGUGCUUGGAUAGAUAAGUAUCUCAAGUGUAGUGAAGUUCAAGAAAAUCUUCCUGAUAGAGAUAUGAUGCUUAGUUUUUUCAAAGCUAAAGCACUAGCUGAAAUUGGAGCUAAAUGAAAAUUUUGUCUAAUUGAUUGCGUAAAAUUUUUAAGGUAUCUUGUGUAUGGAAUAAAACUCGUAAAUCAGAGGAAUCUAGCUAGCUUAAUUAAUUUUCUAAAUAAAAUUGAUUUUAAUUUA